Messenger RNA from Colletotrichum phormii, 960 nucleotides. RefSeq lists its product as uncharacterized. The transcript has a single exon. The coding region runs from base 190 to 762 and encodes 190 amino acids. The record is from RefSeq and is a predicted model, not a curated record. Lineage: Eukaryota; Fungi; Ascomycota; Sordariomycetes; Glomerellales; Glomerellaceae.
CAGUCGACAGCUCAGUAUUCGCCUAGCCUUUGCAGAGUAUCUCCUGCAUUUCUAUGCAAAUCAGGACUUGAAUCAUGGCGCCAAGAACCCUCCCAGACCGCCCCAAGCCACCGUCUAGGUCCCUCAUGCGGCCCAGCAAGACAGCGAAUCAGACUUGUGAAGGCUUUCUUUUUGCCGUCGCCACGCAAAAUGUCAGGUGUUUGUGCAACUCUAGCUCCACGCAUAUCCGCCAACGUAACACCGUGCGUCGAACCCAAGCAUUUCAGUUUCUUUGACGGGCGUCGUGGAGUGGAGAAACGCGGAGGGCCUGACAUGCGGCUCUUGAGGGAGGCCAGGAGCCAAGCCAAAUCGUCAUCGACAAAACUGUGCAACGUGCGCAAAGGGACCCGGUUUCGUGCAAAUCCUCCGAAUGGCUACAACACUGUCGAGAGACUACGGGGGGUAUCGUCCAAGGCGACAUUCGGGGAACACGCUCAGGGGCCAUUUUGGCCAGGCUCGAUAAUACGUGUGAAGCCGGAAGCAAGGAGGACUGCGACUCUGCGAGCCAUUCUUCCUGAAAUACCCAUUUUGAGACACUCAAGCCAGCCGCCAUGGCGAAGGAAUGCAGUUCCGGUGCCACAGCAGUGGCGCGAUGACGACCGUGGAGAUAUGUACAUCGUCCUGGUGUUCACUCGUUGCUGGAGAAGUCAUGAUUACGACCCCGAUCCUCCAUCUGUUGCAAUGUUCGAAAUAAGAGCGGCUAUUGUCUACGCGAUAGUUUAAGGCUGGUACGAAGUAGUUUGUAUACCAUACGAACCCGACUGCCGUGCAAGGGGGUAAAGAAGGUCAAUUAUUAGACCCUCGAGUGUGGAACAGAUACGGAUAGAUGAUGGGUAUCGGAUGUUGGUAGGACCAGUAUGACUAGCUGUUCAGCCACUUUAACCAUCUUUGGCAUCGAAUAUGAAAAAGUGUAUCCCUUUU